Myotis myotis is the source of this 4519-nucleotide messenger RNA. RefSeq names its product PHD finger protein 20 (gene PHF20). Lineage: Eukaryota; Metazoa; Chordata; Mammalia; Chiroptera; Vespertilionidae. The record is from RefSeq and is a predicted model, not a curated record. The transcript has 18 exons. Gene Ontology annotation, biological process: regulation of transcription by RNA polymerase II. Gene Ontology annotation, cellular component: MLL1 complex; NSL complex. Bases 186 to 3281 code for a protein of 1031 amino acids.
CAGGAUAGAAUCUGCAACUCUGCAACUCAGGUAUAUGCCUUGACUGGGAAUCGAACCUGAAACCCUUCCAUGCUCUGGUCGACACUCUAACUACUGAGUGACAACGGACAGGGCACCAUCACCCUUUAAUGGAAAUUGAAUGCAAGCCUAGUGGAGAAUAAAGGCAGCCCCGUUGAUGACUGAAAAUGACAAAGCAUCCACCUAACAGACGAGGAAUCAGCUUUGAAGUGGGAGCCCAGUUGGAAGCCCGGGACCGAUUAAAAAACUGGUAUCCAGCUCACAUAGAAGAUAUUGACUACGAAGAAGGAAAAGUACUUAUCCAUUUCAAGCGUUGGAACCAUCGUUAUGAUGAGUGGUUCUGCUGGGACAGUCCUUAUUUACGCCCUUUAGAGAAAAUACAGCUGAGAAAAGAAGGCUUACAUGAAGAGGAAGGAUCUUCUGAAUUUCAAAUAAAUGAGCAAGUCCUUGCUUGCUGGUCUGAUUGUCGCUUUUAUCCAGCCAAAGUCACCGCUGUUAACAAGGAUGGUACUUACACUGUGAAAUUUUAUGAUGGAGUAGUUCAGACUGUCAAACAUAUUCAUGUCAAAGCUUUUUCCAAAGAUCAGAAUAUUGUGGGUAACGCUAGGCCUAAAGAAACAGAUCACAAAAGUCUUUCAUCAUCUGAUAAACGAGAGAAGUUUAAAGAGCAGAGAAAAGUCACAGUCAGCCUGAAGAAAGACAAAGAAGACAAAGCCUUAAAGACAGAAAAGCGAACCAAGCAUCCUGAUAAAGAAGGAAAAUUAAUCUGUUCUGAAAAGGGAAAGGUGUCAGAGAAAAACCUUCCCAAGAACGAGAAGGAAGAUAAGGAGAACAUUUCAGAAAAUGACAGAGAGUACUCUGGAGAUGCUCAAGUGGAUAAGAAACCUGAAAAUGACAUUGUGAAGAGUCCACAAGAAAACUUGAGGGAGCCAAAAAGAAAACGAGGCAGACCCCCUUCCAUAGCUCCUACUGCUGUGGAUUCAAACUCUCAAACUUUGCAACCAAUAACAUUGGAAUUGAGAAGACGAAAAAUAUCAAAAGGAAGUGAAGUUCCAUUAAAACGUCCUCGGCUUGACAAAAAUUCAUCCCAGGAAAAGUCAAAAAACUACCCAGAAAACACUGACAAAGACUUAUCAAGGAGACGGUCCUCCAGGCUGUCCACAAAUGGGACCCAUGAGAUCUUAGAUCCUGACUUGGUUGUAUCAGAUAUGGUUGAUACAGUUAAUACUGAUUCUUUGCAAAAUACAUCAUCCAGUUCCAAGGAGUCUGAAGAAGGUCAGUUGAAAUCUCCUUUGGAAGCUGGCCAGAUCUCAUCUGCACUAACUUGCCACUCCCUGGGGGAUGGAUUGGGGGUUACAGACUUGGAGUUGAACUGCAAGGCAAUGGGAGAAAACACUAUGAAAACAGAACCGGCUUCUCUCCUUGCUGAGUUUCAAGAGAUUUCUACUGUGGCAGUAACAAAUACUUUUAAGAAAACAGGUGAUAUUGUGACAUCUAAAGCACCAGCUGUCGACCUAGACCACAAAUUUAGGUGCAAGGUUGUGGAUUGUUUAAAAUUUUUCCGCAAAGCCAAGCUGUUGCACUAUCACAUGAAAUAUUUCCAUGGAAUGGAGAAGUCUCCAGAGCCAGAGGACAGUCUAGGAAAGAGGCAUGUCCAAACAAGGGGCUCUUCAGCUUCCGACAGGGCCAGCCAGGAGAGCCUGACCAGGAAGCGAGUCUCUGCCAGUUCCCCAACUGCAAAAGACAAGGAAAAGAAUAAAGAGAAGAAAUUCAAAGAGUUUGUGAGAAUGAAGCCAAAGAAGAAAAAGAAAAAGAAGAAGAAAACCAAACCUGAAUGCCCCUGCAGUGAGGAGAUCAGUGACACCUGCCAGGAACCUUCUCCACCCAAGACAUUUGCUGUCACCAGGUGUGGGUCCUCUCACAAGCCUGGGGUCCAUAUGAGCCCACAGCUCCAUGGCUCAGAAUCUGGAAACAACAAAGGGAAAGUGAUGAAAGUCCCUGAGGAGGAUAAUCUGAGUGAGUCCUCUUCUGAGAGCUUUCUUUGGAGCGAUGAGGAGUAUGGCCAAGACGUCGAUGUGACCACCAACCCAGAUGAGGAACUCGAUGGGGAUGACCGCUAUGAUUUCGAAGUGGUCCGCUGCAUCUGUGAGGUUCAGGAGGAAAAUGACUUUAUGAUUCAGUGUGAAGAGUGCCAGUGCUGGCAGCAUGGGGUCUGCAUGGGAUUAUUGGAAGAAAAUGUGCCUGAGAAAUACACCUGUUAUGUUUGCCAAGACCCUCCAGGUCAGAGGCCUGGCUUAAAGUACUGGUAUGACAAGGAGUGGUUGACUAGGGGACAUAUGCAUGGCCUGGCAUUUUUAGAAGAUAACUAUUCCCACCAGAAUGCCAAGAAGAUUGUGGCCACCCACCAGCUUCUUGGGGAUGUGCAGAGAGUGAUCGAGGUUCUGCAUGGCCUGCAGCUCAAGAUGAGCAUCUUGCAAAGCAGGGAGCAUCCUGAUCUGCAGCUGUGGUGUCAGCCUUGGAAACAGCAUUCAGGGGAUGGGAGAGCUCAUUCCAGACACAUCCAAGUCGCUGAAGCCAAGAGCAAGGAGGAAGCCCCAAGCUAUAGAACUUUGAAUGGGGCAGUGGAGAAACCCCUGCCCCUGCCUCGGUCUGUGGAGGAGUCAUAUAUUACCAGUGAGCACUGCUACCAGAAGCCCCGUGCCUAUUACCCUGCUGUGGAGCAGAAGCUGGUGGUGGAGACGCGGGGCUCUGCCCUUGAUGCAGUCAACACCCUCCAUGAGAAUGGUGAUGAUUCCCUCUCCCCGCGCCUGGGCUGGCCUCUAGACCAAGACAGGAGCAGGGGAGACAGUGACCCCAAACCCAGCUCUCCAAAGAUGGUGUCAAACGCUGGCUGGAGCUGUCUCCAUUCAAUACUUAAAUGUCAAUUGCAUCUCCAGGUGAGGGAAUAUGUCUCCAAAAAGGUCCUACCAGAGGAAGCCCCUGCUCAAAAGCUGCUGGACAGAGAUGGAGAGGGGCUCCUGAGCUCCCAGCACCAGUGGCAGUUUAACCUGCUGACCCAUGUGGAAUCUCUUCAGGACGAAGUCACGCACAGGAUGGACUCCAUUGAGAAGGAGCUGGAUGUGUUGGAGAGCUGGCUGGACUAUACUGGGGAACUGGAGCCCCCGCAGCCCCUGGCCAGGCUUCCACAGCUCAAGCAUUGCAUUAAGCAGCUGCUGACGGACUUGGGCAAGGUGCAGCAGAUCUCGCUCUGCUGUUCAACAUGAAACUGGGCACCCAGAACUAAUGGGGACACAAUACAGGGGUGCCUGCAGGAGGAACUUUGCAUUUUUUAAAUAAAUAAACCUAGCAUGCCGAAUGCAUGUGACACCGACUGACUUCAGGGAUCUGGGCAGACGGGGUGUGAUGGACAUUGGACAAAGAGGCCAUUUGGGCUGCUGGAGGGCAGGGCACUCUGAUCUCAGAGCCUACCACGAAGGUAGCAAACAGACUCUUGGGAUUCCCUUCUGUGCACAUCGUUGAAUGGAAAGUGAGUCUUUUUGCACAAACUUCACUUGAAAUCGUGCCACUGAUGAUAAAUGGAAUGAGAGCCAAAAAAGUUUCGUCGGAAACUGUUGUAGAUUCAACUUGCAGCUUAUUUAAUUGACUUUUCUGUCAGGUUGGGGCACAUGCCAAGCCUUGUGGUUUCUGCCUGGCAUGGAUAUAGGCAGCAGGUAUCAUUUUCAUUUUUCUAGCUUCAUGGGAAUGUCGUGACUUCACCAUUCUGUGGAGACUGGGAAGGAGCAGAGGCCUUGGCUGUCCUGCCUUCUCUGUCGGACUCUUCACUUUUUUCAUCACAUCUUGUGCAUGACUUCAUGGUACCGGGGACAAGUUUUGUAUGCUUUUACCCCAGAGUUGGCUGGGUUAUGUCUUUUAUAGCAGAGCCCAUACAGCCUGUGGAGGAACUAGAAUCUCACUGUUCGAAGAAGCUAGGAGGAAUUCCAAACUGAAACAGGCAGGGUCUGGGACCCAAAGGACAGCAUUUUCUACCCACUUCUUAAUAUUGACAGCUUCCCAGUUCUAUUUAAUGUCCAAAAAGUGUUUCCCCAAAUUUUGAACUCUUUCACUGUAAAGAUUUGUUACAAAGAAUGUGGUUUGGGGAAUUACCUUAUUUUAUAUUGCUGUAAACAAACUUUAGAUUCUACAUGUGCCACUUUCCUCCUUCCCUGAAGGGUAUAUGUUUAAUAGUGGCAUUUUCAAAAUUGUUUUAAUAUACUUUAACACUUUAAAUUUCCGGUUUGUAUUAUUUUGUGAAAUUAAGGUAAUUAUGCUGCUUAUGGUCCAGAUACAAUUUGUACCUUUUGAGACAAUAUUUGUUACUCUCACAGGUUACGGUUCUACAUGUAAUUGCUAUAUUGUUUUUUCCUUACUAGACAAAGUUAAAGAAAAUGUUCCAUGUUUUGAGGAGUGACCUGUUUCACUGUUUAGUUUUCUUAAUCACUAAAAAAAAAAAAAAAAAAAAAAA